Messenger RNA from Ipomoea nil (Japanese morning glory), 1659 nucleotides. Its product is annotated as protein FAR1-RELATED SEQUENCE 5-like. Gene Ontology annotation, molecular function: zinc ion binding. The transcript has 2 exons. The record is from RefSeq and is a predicted model, not a curated record. The coding region runs from base 127 to 1659 and encodes 510 amino acids. Gene Ontology annotation, biological process: regulation of DNA-templated transcription. Lineage: Eukaryota; Viridiplantae; Streptophyta; Magnoliopsida; Solanales; Convolvulaceae.
GGAACCGAUUCGAACUCAUUAAUUGAAAUAUUUAGGAAGAGGCAGUCGACUGAGUCUGAUUUUUUCUUUGAUUUUGAAGUUGAUUGUGAUUCAAGACUAUGCAGUUUUUUUUGGAGGGAUGGUCGGAUGAGACAAGACUAUGAGUUGUUUGGGGAUUUAUUAGUGCACGAUACAACUUAUCGCACUAAUAAAUAUGAUAUGAUUUGUGGCCCUUUUGUAGGGAUGAACCACCAUUGCAUGAAUGUAAUGUUUGGAUGUGGUUUUCUGAUGAAUGAGAGGAUAGAAUCAUUUGUGUGGCUGUUUAGAGCAUUUUUAAGGUCUAUGAAUGGGAAAUGUCCACAGACUAUCAUGACAGAUCAAUGUGCAUCCAUGGCUGCUGCUAUUUGUCAGGUGUUUCCAACAUCACGUCACCGUCUUUGCAUAUGGCAUAUUGGCGAGAAUUCGAAGAAGCAUAUCAAGGCGUUAAGGAAUAACAAGGAUUUCUUAGAUAUGUUUAACUGUGUGUUGAAAUACACAGAGACUGAAGCUGAGUUUGAAUUUUAUUGGACAAGGUUGGUGACUGACUACAAGUGCCACAAGAAUAGUUGGAUACAAAAGCUGUAUAACUGUAGGGAGAAGUGGUGUCCAGCAUUCAAUAAGGACUAUUUUUCAGGGGGCAUUUUAUCAUCGCAAAGGAGUGAAACUACUAACCAUUCGAUUUCAAGAAGGCUGUCCAAGACUGCAGGUCUAUGUGAUUUUUAUUCAUCGUUUGUUAGUGUAACUUCUGAAUGGAGGAGCAAAGAGAAUGGUGAAGACUUUCGUUGUACUCAAGGGGUACCCAACAUGAUGAUGGAGCACGUGAAACUUCUGUUACACGCUAGAGAGGUAUAUACGAUUGAGAUAUAUUUUUUGUUUGAGGAACAAUUCAUGAAAGGCAAUGCCUGUCAUCAAGAAAUGGUGUUGAAUGAAGGUUGUCAGUUCAAGUAUCACGUAUGGCGUCCAGAUAUAGAUAUUAUAAGGCAUGAAGUCAGUUUUAAGUUGUCAACCUUAGACAUUUCGUGUAGUUGCAAGUUGAUUUCGGAGUUAGGAAUUUUAUGCUGCCAUUGUUUACGCAUUCUUCAUAUACACUGUGUUUCAAGUAUUCCUAACAAAUAUAUCAUGAAAAGGUGGACUAAAAAGGUUGCUGAUGGUAGGGAUGUGAAUACUGGUUCAAUGUUUUGUAGAGCUGGUGUCCCUCCUUCAAUUUGGGUUGUGGAGAUUUGCAGAAAGUUUCAAAGACUGAUUUCAUCUAGUCAAGAUAACAGUGUAACUAGGCAGUUCUGUGAUGAAGCAGUUGAGGAAGCAAAGAAAAAGGUUGAAGCUGAGAUUGGCUAUGUGCAAAUUGAAGAGUGCGGUGUUUCAUCUUCAAGUGGUGUCAUUCAAAAUCCUUCAAACCGGAGAUCAAAAGGUGAGCGUAACGUAAGGAGGAGUAGUGUUAUUGAAAAGAAGUACAGUGCCGCAAGGGGGAGGAGGAGUGCUGCAAAUAAAGUUGCUUCGAGUACAAAGGGUGCUGUUCAGUCGUUGGUUUUGGAAAGUUUAUCUAAGAUUGCCGGGGAUGGGUACCUUGUACAUCCAAGUUCUGGGAGUUCGGAGUUUUGUCAGUAUAGUAAUGAUGUAGAUGAUAAUGCAGUUGUAGAUUGA